Molecule: messenger RNA, 3075 nt
Organism: Cheilinus undulatus (humphead wrasse)
Lineage: Eukaryota; Metazoa; Chordata; Actinopteri; Labriformes; Labridae
Product: carcinoembryonic antigen-related cell adhesion molecule 20
Exons: 15
Coding region: 91-2766 (891 amino acids)
Source: RefSeq, a predicted model, not a curated record
CCACAUUCUUGGAUCCCAAUAACCAGUGGGAAAAGAAGUACUUUAAUUUGAGUUUGUGAUUGUCUUUACCACUUUGGCUCUCCAGAUGAAAUGGAAAGAGCUGUGAUAUCUGUGAUCAUCUUUGGAAUCUAUUCAGGUUUGACCAGUGGAAUUGGUGUGUUGCCUGACCUGCUGGAUGGGGAUGUAGGAAGUAAUUUCAUCUUCAACACAACACUGGGACCCACAGAAGAGCCAUUUUCAUCAGUGACCUGGUGGUUCAAUAGCAAACAAAUAAUUGCCUCCAGCUCUUCAAAUGUAACUGAUCCAGGGUAUACAGACAGGAUCACCCUCUUCAUCUCUACAGGAUCCCUAGAGCUCAGGAAUCUGGUUCUUGGUGAUAGUGGAGAAUAUGGAGUAACCAUUAUACCGCAAGAAGGAAAAGCAGUGUAUGGGAGAAGCAGACUGCAAGUAUACGUGCCAGUUUCCAACAUUGUGGUCACAAGCAGCGGCACAGACCUGGUGGAGUUCAGUGGCUCCGCCCAAUUCUCCUGCUCUUCCUCUGGUUCCUCCACCUUCUUCCGCUGGUAUAACGACACCUCUGAGAUUAAAACCAGUGACAGAGUGAAGCUCUCUGGUGGGGGCGCCACUCUCACGAUAACCAAUGUGACACGCUAUGACCAGAACGAAUACACGUGUUUGGUUGGCAAUCCGGUCAGUUUUGGAUUGAAGUCAGCAAACCUCUCUGUGAGCUAUGGCCCUGAACGCACCAAUUUAAAGCUAUCUCCAUCACAACAAUACUUUGAAGAGGAAUCAGACAUCAACCUGACCUGCUCAGCUGACUCCAGACCUGCCGCUUACUUUAACUGGUUCCUUAAUGAAGAACAGCUGUCCAGUAUUGGGUCUGAGCUCUCUCUGAUGAAUGUUAACAUGAAUCACAGUGGAAACUACAGCUGCCGGGCAUUUAACAACAAGACCCUGACAUCUCAAACAUCUCAGUCCUCAGUUAUAUCUGUGCUGGAGAGAAUAUCAGAUGUUUCAGUGACAUCAUCAACAAACGUGGCGAUCGAGGGGAACUUUGUCAACCUAACCUGUGAUGCUGCUGGCUCCGUGUUUGCCAGGAAGUGGAUGAAAGAUGGGUCUAAUAUGACUCUGGCCAGCAACAUAGAAUUUUAUGACAACAAUAAAGUGUUGUCCUUUCAACCUCUUACAAAAAAUGACGGUGGAGAGUAUUCUUGUUUGAUCAGCAACCCCGUGAGCAAUGUGGAAGCCAAGUACGUCAUGGUUGUUAACUAUGGACCGGAAAAUGUUCAAAUCCAAGGUCCAACAGAGGGACGUGUCCAUCAGACUGUCACAUUAACCUGCUCUGCUGAGUCCACUCCACUGGCUAGCUUCACCUGGAUUUGGAAUGGGACAGAGAUAUACAAUCUGCCAGAGUUAAUGAUAAACAACACUGAACUCUCUGACAGUGGAAACUACACCUGUCGGGCCGGAAACAGAAUAACUGGGAGAACAUCCUCUGCAGUACACAGAGUGAUUUUUGUAACAGAGGCGGAAGGUCUCUCAGCUGGUGCCAUCGCUGGAAUUGUAAUAGCAUGUGUAGUCGUUCUUGUGGGUUUGGCUGUUGCAGGAUUUUUUAUUUUUAAAAAGAGUCAGGGCCAAGGAAAGCCUGAGCGCAGGGAGCAACCCAGCAUGACCAUACAAAUGCAACAAGAAAAACAAGAAGAAAUUCAGGAUGACCCUGUGUAUGAGAACCUGUAUGACACUGUUAUCGAAAAUAGGAAUCGACUGAGUCAGAGAGAACAGAGAGACAGAUUCACCAUGGAGACAGAGAUGCUCAGAACUGCAGCUCUGAUUCUUUUAAUAUCAGGUGCAUGUGUUGGCGAGGGCAUCUUACCAGCUGGACCCCUGAGUGGAGCAGUGGGAGAUAAAGUGAUGUUCACUACCACCCUCACACCUCCAGAGAGUCCCUUCCUCUCCGUCAGCUGGAGCUUCAAAGGCAUAAACAUCAUCACCUCCACCAGCACCAACAUCACAGAGCCCGGACACGCCAACAGGAUCUCAUUAGACCGAGCCACAGGGUCACUGGAGCUCAGGAACCUGGUGCUAGAGGACAGCGGAGAGUACACAGUCACCAUCAUACCUGAUGGAGGGCUGCAGAAACAGGGCAGGAUCACACUCAAUGUGUACGUUUUGAUCUCUGGAGUCACCGUCCGCAGUCCAGCGGCCAUCUUGAUUGAAGACAGAACCUCCACCAACCUGACCUGUGAGGCCUCAGGCACCAUCGCCACCAGAGAGUGGAUGAAAGACGGCCGGCCACUCCUUCAGACCGACCGAGUCCGCAUCUCCAUCGACAACAGGACGGUGUUCAUACAACCCGUUCACAGCUCCAGCCACGGCACAUACCAGUGUCGAGUCAGCAACCCUGUCAGCACCAUGACUGCAGCUCACAACCUCACUGUUAACUUUGGACCUCAUAACGUCUCAAUAUCAGGACCGUCAGCAGCAGCCCCGGGCCACAGAGUGACUCUGCAGUGUACGGCAGCUUCUGUCCCUCCAGCAAACUUCAGCUGGACGGUCAACGGCAACGAGACUGAUGUUACAGACUCUGCAUUCGUCAUAGAGAGGCUGGAGGAAGACAGCAUCGGGAAUUACACUUGCACUGCCAGAAACAUGGUGACCAUGUUGGAAAACUCCACAGUUCUCUAUCUGAGAGCGUCCAGUGCUGCCCCCUGCUGGUCUUUUUCAGUGCUGCUGAUCAGCAUGCUGGCCCUGAGAUGGCUAAUGUGAGAAAAAGGCAGAUUCCAUCCACUUUAAAAGUUUGCUUUUGACCAAGUACUGUGAUUUAAAUCAAACAAAAUAUGCUCUUCUUGCAAAAUUAUUGUGACCCAAAAGACUUUGAUGUUUGACUUUAAAAUUACUUUUUUUUUUUUUUUUUUUUAAAGGAAAGAAAGUCACAGUGAAAACGAAAUGAAUGAAUGAACAUAAACCAUGUCUGUUAACCAUGCUGACUUUUGAAAAUUGAUCAGGGAAUGAUUAGAAAUAAAAACAUGAUGACAAGUUUUCUUAAUAAUUGCAUUUAUUUUUCUGUGAAUUAUA